UUAAAUCAUCCAACGCAACGAUUGAAUCUCAAAAAGUCCUCAGAGAUAAAAAUUCAUCUCGCGUAAAUUUUCAACAAAUAAAAUUAAAAUUCCACGGGAAAUUUAUUUUGUUUUCCAACUUUGAUCUACGCACGUAAAAGUUCUCCGUUCGACAUUAUCGAUCGUCGUCGCAAGUCUCAUCUGGAAUUUUAAGUCAAAACAAAUCAAACGUGAGUGAGUUCGACCCGGCUUCUUGUGACGAACGACUGGCAAAUGCAGUUCGUGACGCGAAUCGCCCUCGUGAAUGUGUUAAUGUUGCUUUGCCUAAGAAAUCUCGUUCGUGCCCAGGUUUAUCAGAACAUGUCGAGUUUCGCCGGAGUGCAUUCCGUGGCGUACGUCACGGUGCCGAACGACGAGGUGGCGAAGAGAUUAGCACGCGGCCUGGUCGAGAACAAACUCGCUGCUUGUGUCAACAUUAUUCCACAACUCACCUCCAUAUACGAAUGGGAAGGAAAGAUACAAGAGGAGCCUGAACUUUUAUUGAUGAUAAAAACUAGAACAGAAAAAGUAGAUGCUCUAACAAAAUAUGUAAAGGGGAAUCAUCCAUAUUCAGUUUGCGAAGUGAUUUCCUUGCCGAUACAAAAUGGAAACAAUGAUUAUUUGAAGUGGAUCAGUGAAGUAGUGCCCCCACUUGAUAAAAACACACAAGAUAAUUAAGACAAAUCGAUAGUAAUUCAUUGAUGAAUUCAUUAAUUCAUCAUAUUUUCUCUUGAAAUUACUUUAUAUAAAAAAGAAGAAUAAAGAAGAUAAUGAUUAUGAUAACUUA
This is a messenger RNA of Pogonomyrmex barbatus (red harvester ant), 805 nucleotides long. RefSeq names its product cutA divalent cation tolerance homolog (gene CUTA). The record is from RefSeq and is a predicted model, not a curated record. Gene Ontology annotation, molecular function: copper ion binding. Lineage: Eukaryota; Metazoa; Arthropoda; Insecta; Hymenoptera; Formicidae. Gene Ontology annotation, biological process: response to metal ion.